Neodiprion fabricii is the source of this 597-nucleotide messenger RNA. Its product is annotated as zinc finger HIT domain-containing protein 1. The record is from RefSeq and is a predicted model, not a curated record. Lineage: Eukaryota; Metazoa; Arthropoda; Insecta; Hymenoptera; Diprionidae. The coding region runs from base 1 to 468 and encodes 155 amino acids. Gene Ontology annotation, cellular component: Swr1 complex. Gene Ontology annotation, biological process: chromatin remodeling. The transcript has 2 exons. Gene Ontology annotation, molecular function: nucleosome binding.
AUGGCAGCCCGCGAAUCAGGCAGAAUAAAAGAUGCAAACCAGAAGAGAGUUUUGGAUGAUGCAGCAAGGAAACGAAGACAAAGGAAAGCUCUCGAGGCUCUUGAGGAGGACAACUUUCAUGAUGAUCCGCAUGCAGAUUUGGUAAUGAGCAAGAAAGUACCAAAAUUUCAAGAAACACUUGAUAGCCGGGGAGUCGGGCGGAAAAAAAAGACCAAAUCUGCAGAAUAUUACAAGCAAAGAUUUCGCAAAACAUUCUCUCAAUUGGUGGAAGAAGAUCACAACUACAAUCCAACUCCACCUAAUUAUAUGUCAGCCCAAUCUCAACCUUCCCAAUUUCCAGAUAGACACUUUUGUACAGUUUGUGGAUUUCCUAGCAAUUACACUUGCAUUCCAUGCGGCGCCAGAUACUGUUGUAUUAAAUGUUUGGGAACUCAUUUAGAUACCAGGUGUUUGAAAUGGACGGCAUAGAAUACUAUUCUGUACUGAUUACCAGAAAACUCAACACAAAUAUAUUGAUAAACCAUGUUAGUUCCUUAAGCUUACAAUCAAUGUGUGAAUACCUUUUUUGUAAUCAAAAAUAAACAUGCAAUACUCAAA